This is a messenger RNA of Seminavis robusta, 1095 nucleotides long. The record is from the annotation of a GenBank genome assembly. NCBI's taxonomy places the organism in Eukaryota, Bacillariophyta, Bacillariophyceae, Naviculales, Naviculaceae.
AUGAGUGAACCUGAAGAAAACUACGCCACCGAUGACGAAAUCGGCACUUUGAAACAGCCUCCUCCAGCACCUACUAAACCAAGCCAUGCUACCACUCCUGCUGCUACUGCUGCACCAGUCCCGGCCCCCGUUACAGCACCUGAAACUCCUGCUUGCAAAAAAUCUAACAUCUUCGUUUUCGAAAUGAAAAGAGGAAAGCAUUUCAAAUUUGAAGGAGAAGAACAGGCCAAUGCCUUCCAGAAGCAGUAUGCCAUUGUCAUCAAAAAGCGUCAUGCUUACGUCAGCCUCGCAAGCGCAGAGAAGAAAUUCAAAGCUCUCACUGAAGGAACCACUAACACAACUACUGCUGCUCAGGCCCCCGCCCGCAAUCGUGCAAACACUGCUGUCGACAAUGUCGACAACGAUGCUGUUAGGCGCCUUUUCGACGACAUCAGAUCUAAUCAGGAUGCUGAGCGCCUUGAGGUUCAUUGGCUCACUACUGAUACUGCCGAGUUGGUCCUACUCCUUCUCAAGCCUGUUGACCGCUUCCAAGGUGACCCCUGGUACUUCAAGUGUAUCAACUACAUCAACAUAUUCAAGAGAUGGUUCCAGAUCUACAAAUGUCCCGAUAAAACUAUUGAAAAAGCUUUCAACAAUUUGGGCACUUCUCCCCGUUCUUGCGACACCGAUCCAGAAAGGAAGCAAAUUUUGGCUGAGGAGUACAAGGAUAAGCGUGGCAUGACUCGUCAAAAUGAAAUCCACCUCUACCACACUUUCGUUCCCAUUCCAACCGACACUCUCAACUCUACCGAUGAAGAGACUGACUGGAUCAAAAAUCUCGCCGAAAAGGUCGGUAAUACCAUGCUCGAAAUUAUGAAGAAACCUGAUUUCCGCUCUUUGCUUUCUCGCCUCGACAAGGAUCGUUCGAGCAAGCUCAGCGAUACUAUCUUCAACGAGAAGAAGGGCACCAACCUACCCAAAUACCUCCGCGAGGCUGCGGUAUGCGUCAAACCCAUCAAUGGCAAUCUCCAGGAUCUCGUUCCCGCCAAUAUUCAGCUCGACAUGAUGCAUGACCUUCUUACCAGCUCCACGACCACUGCUAAAUAUCAGGGCUAA